UUCAGCUUCAGUUGACAGAUGUUCCUCAGUUUCUGUGCAAAUAAACAAAAGUAUUUUCCAAAAUGUCAUUGGUUGAAUUGCUUCAAAAAUAUGUUUACACCGCAGUAAUAAAUUAUCUGCCCUGGCCCAGUUAGCGAACUUGCGGUUCUAUGUUCAUCCACCAUGACGACCGGCCAAUCCUCAACUUAGAGACUUAAAAAGCGAUCACCCUUGCUUUCCAAUCAAGGCGGCAGUCUCUAGCGGUUUCCCGCAAUGAGGACAUGGUUGAUAUUUUGUCUGUUCUGUGCAAAUUAUGUUGGCUGUGACAUGGAGUUCCCCCCACUUCCUCAAGGAAAGCCUUACAGUUUAGAAAGCGAAGAGGAUUCUUGGAGUUUGAACGGUCUUACAAGUAUUGCAAAUGACAUCGCCUUGACGCUCAGAAAUCAAGCGCCUUACGAAAUUAUUGGAAAUACCUUUAGUAAUGCAUUUGGUAAAGGAGGAAAGUCCCCAGAAAUCUCUGAGGUGAUUGACUAUGAAGUUCCUUUGAUAGUGCUGGCUUCCCUCUCUUUGAUUGCUGCAUUGGUUAUCCCUAUUAUUGGCCUAGUCUUUUGCUGUUGUCGUUGCAGAGGAAAAUGUGGUGGCAUUAUAUAUGAUGAUGAACUCAAACAGCAUCCUGCAAAAGAACGAAUAGCAUACUCUGCUGGAAUUCUUCUUUGUGCAUCUUUACUGAUUAUUUCAGGUGGCUUUAUUCUAGCUUCAAGUAUUCAUAUGAAUGACAGUAUCCCACAUGCAAGAACAGUGUGGAAUGACUCAUUUAGUGAUAUCAAAAUUUACACAGGCAAUUUACUUCAGGAAAUAAAUCACAUAUUACUUCAAGAAGCUGUUCCCACAAUUGACAUUUUGUUUGAUGCAGUUAUUGCAAUGGGAAGAGAUAUAGUUGUUCCUAUAAUACAGUCACCUGUAUUUCAAGAACUCUACUCUGCUGUUAAAGAUGUUGAUCAAGCUGUGAAACAGACCGCACAGCUUUUUGGGGAGAUAGCAGAUGCAAAGUCAUCCCUAAUCUCAAAAAGCAGCCACAUUCAAAAUGAACUAAUUUCCAUUCAAAAAGCAUUGGAGGCCAUUCAUACUGAAUGUAAAAGUAGUGGAGGAAGCAGUCUUUGUGAUGAAAUCCCAUUUGGUAAGGAUGUGGAAACUGAAGCAGACUUUAACAAGGUCCCCAAUGUUACUGAUAGCCAAAACAAAAUAGAGGAUGUGGCAAAGAGUGGUCUUGGAGAUGAUGUUGCAAAGGGUAACCAGUCUCUACAGGACAUGGCUGAGAGAGUUCAAAACUUGACUACAAAUUUAACCAGUGAAUUUCAGAAUUUUACUUCCAAAAUAAAAGAUAUGCCAGUGGAUGUUGUUCAGCCUUUAAGAGAUUACAUUAAUAAGUACAUUGCAGAUACUCUGUUUCCAAUCAGAGAUGAUGUAGAUGAGAAGUAUCUCGGUCCAGAUGGAUUGCUAUCCAAAUAUGACAACUAUAGGCAUAUAGCCUUCGUUUUGAUAGGAAUCCUAUCUCUGUUGGAUGGUUUGCUGUUGAUAAUUGUUGUGGUAAUGGGCUUGUGUGGUUCUCUAAGUUAUGAUACACCCAGUAGUAGAAGUAAUCUUUCACACGGGGCAGGAAGGCUUAUGUUAGGAGCUGCUGGUUUGUUCUUUUUUUCUGCAUUUCUCUUUAAUUUGUUGACUGGUAUCACCUUCAUGUUGGGAGCUAAUAUAGCGGUUGUUUGUGAUGGCAUACCUGAUUAUAAGCUUCUUGAAAAGACUAUAGAUGACCCAAAAUUUAUGGGAGGAGAGUACUUGCUGAGUGAAAUGAUCCUAAAUAAUGGAAAUAUUCCAUUGACUGUGUCUGGAGUGCUUAGUGAAUGUUCCAAAAAUCAAGCUCCUUGGGAUGUUCUCAAGAUGGACCAUGUGUUCAAUCUCUCUGUUGUUCUUAACUACAAAGAUCGAAUCCCUGAACUGGAUGCAGUGUUUGCUACACUAAAUGAAACUGUUAAAGAUACUGAAGUAAUUCCUGAGAAGACCAAGAAAAAUGUAAAUGACUCGUUGAAUGCAGGGGUGUCAGACAUUAACUUCACCCAGUAUCAUGAACAGGUGAAUAAACCUAUCGUCACUGUCUCCUUGCCAUCAUUUGCAUCCAAUGUCAGCAAGGCUGCCAACACAACAAAGAGUCAGGCUUCGGUUAGUAAUAAGUUGGCGAAUGAAGCAAACAAACUGGACAAUCUAGACAAAACAUAUGUGAAACCAGCGGAGAAACAGGCAAAAGAUCUGGGUAAACUUGCAAGUGAUCUUCAGCAAUCGGGCCAAGCCAUACUGAGUUCUGGCGAAAGAGUUGUUAAAAGCAUAGAGGAAGUGGCGACCUUUUUACAGGAUGAUGCUCUGUCAAUUGCUGCAAAGGGGGUAACAAUGCACUGGGACAAUGUGUUUGGUAAUGUGGAUUAUUUGUUGGACUAUGUCAUCCGUCAGGUCCGAUUUGACGUUGGAAAGUGUAAAGUUCUGUCAAACAUAUACCACGGGUUUACUGGAUCUGUAUGUUCUGAAUAUGCGGCCGGAAUGAAUGCCUCAUGGGUAGCAUCUGGUCUGAGUUCUCUUGUACUCCUCGUCUCAAUUAUUCUUUGCGUAAAGGCGUCUAAACAUUUCUUACGGGCGAAAAAGACUGGAGUUUUUAACAAACUAGAACCAGAGGAUAUGGUUCAAUUGCACAGCCUCGAGGAAAGGCCGAUGCAUCAUGCCUAGAAAUUGCUUUCGCUUAGGUGCUUCAGUUAACGAAGAAAUAAUGGAAAAAAGAAAAAAAUGAAAAAAAAAGUGAUUAAAUGAAAAUAAAAAUAAAUUUAUCAAGGGUUUUUUAGUAUGCAGGUUAAAAUAUUUUCGCGUAUCCUUGGUAAUGUGAAUUCUGGAGCAACUAGGUCUGUAUGUAGUUUUUAAUGGCCUAGCUGACGGCCUUCUGCAGAUGUAAUAUUCCACAAAAGCAAUAAACAAUUUUGCCAACAAGGGUACAAAGCGGUUAAGCCAUGAAUGGGCUGUUGUGAAAAUUGAUGAAGGCGUUACAUUUAUACCGUGGUGAACACCACGCAGUUGACACAGGAAUACUGAACACAAAAUCAUCUGUGAGAAAAGACAUUGAAAUGAAAAUAUUUUCUUUUAGCUCACUGACUUGUUUACACAGAAUAAAAAUAUCCCGUAAAGACCAGUUAAUUUUAAGAAAGUUUAAGGUAAACUUAAACAUUGCCAAGUGUGAAUCUUGGUACACUAAUAGUAUUUCUACGAUUUACACAAUAAUGUAAAUUAAGGGCCAUAAGACUCCUUUUAGCGUCACGAGCAAUCUUAAAGCACGCGGGUUUCUUCAAAACAGCAGUGUUCCAAUAAAAGCCUUUAUUAUAAACGAGUGCUACUAAAAUCGUCUAAAAGUCACAAGCAUACGAAUCUGGUAACAAGUGGUUCUGCUGUGGGAUCACAUGGUUUUCAGGCGAAAUGGAGGGCUAACUGUCAAAAAGGGAGGGGGAAGGGGAACACAGGAAUAUUACAAAGACUUGGGGGGGAUUAAGUAAAUUUUAUCGCGACAAACCAAACUCCUCAGACCCCUCCCCAGCGAUAAAUAAUUACCAGUCCCUCAGCUUUAAGGAAUUUUCACGGUCUAAUUAGGUGGUGUGGUGUUAAGGCGGCUUUUUGAUAUAUUGGGCUUUCAGACGAGUGGCUUGAGGAAAAGGUGGCUUUCUAGGGAAAGGGAGUUCAUAAAGGACUCUUUAACCCUUUCACUCCCAAAAGUUCAUUAGUAAUUCACCUUACUGUCUGCUAUACAAUUCUUAUGAUGUUAGUUUGGAGAAUUUGGUGUUGUAUCAACUGUCAAUCCCCUAAUUGACAUUUUUCUUUACUACUAUUGCUUAUCUGCGUGACAUAUCGAAAUUCUAAGGA
Pocillopora verrucosa is the source of this 3924-nucleotide messenger RNA. Its product is annotated as prominin-1-A. Lineage: Eukaryota; Metazoa; Cnidaria; Anthozoa; Scleractinia; Pocilloporidae. The record is from RefSeq and is a predicted model, not a curated record. Gene Ontology annotation, cellular component: membrane.